Messenger RNA from Fusarium redolens, 4606 nucleotides. RefSeq lists its product as uncharacterized. The record is from RefSeq and is a predicted model, not a curated record. NCBI's taxonomy places the organism in Eukaryota, Fungi, Ascomycota, Sordariomycetes, Hypocreales, Nectriaceae. The transcript has a single exon. Bases 205 to 4254 code for a protein of 1349 amino acids.
UUUGCGCAUUUCAUCUCUUGCAAUCGAGCCUCUUCAACCCACCAGGAUGGUCAUUAAAGGUCCAAAGAUCUGGUCUCCAUGAUUGGCAAUUGAACAUUCCCUUUUUCUUAAACCUACAUAAAUCUCGAGUUAACCAAGAUAAGCGACGCAUUUAAGCCCCCAGCCCUGCAAGUGAAGACUGCCUGGCGGAUCAGGCCGAUCGACAUGGCCGGCGCUGGCCCAAGCACAACAUUUCACAACAGUGGACCGAUUCAGAACCAGGCCGGCCGGGAUUUGUACUCAUACCCUACCAUUGUCGCGCCCCUUGCCCCGGCACUGGAGCUUCCUCAUAACCUCUCAUUAGAAGAGCUUCGGCAACAUGCCAAAGCAUCCGAGGAAUCGGAUAUCCGCAGAGUCGCAGCUGCCCGGCUGAAGGACAAGCUUGCCUGCAUCAAGGAGGCCGAUAACUGGCUGAAUCAACAGUGCUACGUUAGGGAAAACCUGGAGAUAGAGCGCCUUUCUGGGGAGCGACUUCCUCUUGAGCAAUGUUACAUCAAUCUCAUAAUUAUCCCACAUGCCAGGAAGCAAAAUAAUCCUUCCAGGCUCUCCAAUCUCACACCCAACAAUCGCGUCGCCAACCUCUCUCUGUUCCGACGCUUGAAUGUUCAAGGCCCUGACGGCGGUGUCAAAGUCAAAUUCCACGACAUUUUUAACACCGCGCGGACUCACGGCGCGGCGUCCAAACACUCCAAAAGGAUCCUCAUUCGUGGUCAAGCUGGUGUAGGAAAGACGACAUUCUGCAAGAAAGCUGUCCACGAUUUUGUGCAAAACCAAGUCUGGAAACAACACUUUGAUCGCAUCCUUUGGGUCCGACUUCGCAACUUGCUAUCACGCAAUGGAAGAUACAACCUCAAGGAACUCUUUUGCGAUGAAUUCUUCUCGCAGCAUCCAAAAUGCAGCGACCUUGCCGGAGCAUUGCGAGAUGCUUGUACUGACCCAGGCGGCGGUAAAACACUAUUCCUGCUCGAUGGUCUGGAUGAGAUCUGGCAUUUAUUACAACCCGGUGACGACCUAGCACGAUUUGUCAUAUGCCUCCUCAACCAACCCAAUGUUCUGGCACUAUCGCGCCCUUCGGUUCUUAUUCGCUCCAGCAUACAACCAUUUGACCUGGAACUUGAAAUGAUCGGUUUUGGGACAGAUCAGGUGUACGAAUACGUCAAGCACAUGGAACCCGAAAAACACAAAGAGAUUCAGUUAUUCCUCUCAUCUCGUCCACUCAUCGAAGACCUCGUCCGUAUCCCUAUUCAACUCGAUGCCCUUUGCUAUGGUUGGGAUCAAGUUCAUAACAGGGGACCCGAAACCAUGACGGAUCUUUAUCAGUCUAUCGAAAAAGGUCUAUGGAGGAAGGAUAUCGUGCGCUUGGGAAAGUCAAAGAGCGGAUCAGCUGUAACCGAGGACGACAAGGUCUUUGAUACAGAGGUUGAAGAGCUGAUCGAAAACGAAACACGAUUAAUUGAACAACUUGCAUUCACUGGAUUAUGCAACAACAUAGUCGAGUUCCAAGAAAAACAUCUCAACAUCAUUUGCCGAUACAUCAAAACCCAUUCCUCCUUCGUCGACAAGACUUUACCGAAGCUUUCCUUUCUACGGACAUCAGACUCAUCGGUCGGAAAGCCGAGUCGUACCUAUCACUUCCUACAUCUAACUCUACAAGAAUACUUCGCCGCCCGAUAUUUUGUGCGGAUUUGGCUGCAAAACAACAAGGAGGAUCUUGUCUGCAUCAACUUCGAUCAGAAUGCGAAAUUACAUGGAACCGUCUCAUCUCACACAGCCAUGAAACCAAAGGACUUUUUUGCUCAAAACAAAUACUCAUGGCGCUACAACAUCAUGUGGCGUUUUACUACGGGACUAUUACAUUCAGGGAGGAGCGGCUCCGAUGAACUGGCGUUGUACUUUCUCCAGACCAUCGACACUAAGCCACUCGAUCUAAUAGGCGUAGCUCAUCAGAGACUGAUAAUGCACUGCCUCGCGGAGCUACAUCCUUCGCUAUCAUUGGAAAGACUCAAAAAUCACAGAAGCCGACUUGAGGCUCAUUUGGUGAGAUGGGUCACUUUCCAAGCUCAAAGCAGGAAGCUCAAAGAGGGCACACUAGCCGAUGAACCCGAGUUCCCCAACAAGACGCAUUUGAUGAUGUUACAAAACGAGGAUCCUGUUACCUUCCGAGCCGCAUUGAUAGCUUACAAGAAGAGGAUGCGCUCGGGGUCUCGCGUUCCGCCCGAAUUUGUGCAUGUCCUGACAUGUUGGCUUGGGAAAGCUGGUUUCCAGAAGACACAAAAGUACGGCGGCACUACACUUGAAACAGACGUCUCCAUGGUGGUCAAAUCCCUCGGUCCCCCAGAGUAUUGGACAGAGGCUGUAAAAGAUGCGAUGGUUCUGAGUCUUGAGAACCAAAACCCGUGGGUCGCAUCUGGUGUUCUCUCUGCUCUGAACGACUAUCCAGAAAUAAUAGCGACUCAUAUCGAAGCCAUCUCUACUAUCCUGGACUCUGAUGAUGCGAGUUUAAGAUGGCGGACAAUAGUAAGGUUGAGUGGACAGAAAAACCUUCCUCAAUUGACUCUUGAUCGCAUGGCAAAGUUUCUUUGCAGACAAGAAGAAACACGUCUCGCAAGAGAAAGAGUUCUUGACAUCCUGUCAGCGGAGGAUUACUGGGCCAAAUACCUGACUUUGAAAACCACAGAGCUGGAAGGUGAUGAAAAACACGGGAUCACCUCAGCGGGUCUUGUGCAGACUGGCCUGGAACUUAUCGAAUACGGAGACCCAGAGACUGCGGCUAUUGCAACUUUGGCACUUGGUUGUCGAGACUCGCAUCUACCGAGAAAGGCUAUUAACAGAAUCCUACAAAACCUUUUACGAAAUGAAGUAGUAAUUAGACUGGCUUCUUUGGAUGCACUAGCUCGUCAGACGAAUCUUGAGAAUGAAGAUCUGAGGGCAGUUUCUGAUCGCUUGAUUAACCCGAACCGCGCAGUUCAGCUUGCCGCUGUCAAAGUGCUUGAGGGACGAAAUGAGCUAUCCUGCAUGGAUGAUACGCUAUGCUCCCUUGUCAAGUUUCUAAGGGUCGGACCUUUGGACAUUGAAUCGGAAAUACGACUGAUAGUGGAGAGAAUAUUGCGAUCUCAGGAGAGACUCCCUGUAAGAGUUAUGGAACUCAUGCAAUGCUGUUUUAACGAUGAGAUUACGAGCAAAGUGGUGGGCGAAAAGCCACUUUUUAUCCCUGGAGGGUUCUCGGACGUUAUGCCGCCUUUUCCAGAAGAAGCACUCGAAAAAGUCACUUGGUAUCUUCGAUCUGAGCAUUGGAAAAUCCGGCGAGGUGCGCUAUUGUUGUUCGACGGCCAACCGAAGCUUUCUGAGACAGUGUUGAGCGCAAUUAUUCGCUGCCUCGUGGACGAUCACGAGCCCAUACGUCGACAAGUGAUGAAAACCUUGGAGAGCCACCGAUCUGAUUUAAAUGAACGACUAUACUCAGCUAUAGAAAGACAUCUGGACAACGACGAUGGAACGAAAAGAGACUUGGUGUUCCAUACCGUUUACAGAACAGCUAGUUGUGCAGACGCUGUGCUGCAAACCAUUGACAAAGCUCUACAUGAUAAAGAUAAUCUCAUACGACUCAAUGCCCUUACAUAUUGGAUCCAGCACCCAGAAAUUUCCGGCAGACUUCAUGAGGCUGUGGCGGCUUGUUGUGAGGCCCUAACAGACAAACACCCCAAAGGAAGACAUAACAUGAUUAAGAUGCUGUCUCGAGAGACCAAGAGAUUCUUCCCUGACAGAAGGAUUCUUUAUGCUCUUGCGGAAUUUCUUAACGAUGAAGAUGUGAAUAUCCGGCGAGAUACAAUCAGCUAUCUAUCACGGCAUCCAAACGUACCUCCCGAAAUAGCGGCCCGGAUAGCAUCCAAGAUAUCAGCGUUCCCGGAUGACAUUUUCCAGUACACAUCAUCAAUGACCAUUUUGCUUCAACAAAGCGACGCUUAUGGAGCGACGUUGGCUAGGGCGAAAGUGGAUGAACAGCUCAAGUUUCUUCUUGAGAGGUCCGAUACGAUGCAUAUUGCGUGGUAUACGAGAAAUGGGCAGAGUAUGAUUGAGACGGGUAGUGGUGUGAUAUAUAAAGAGUUGGAGAAUCCGAGGGCUUUUGCAAAUGCGGUUGACAAGGCGAGGAAGAAGGCGGAGAUGCCUGAUGUUGUGGCGAGAGUCCCCUGGCAGUGGAUGGGGUUUGAGUGGUGACUAUGAUCCAGGGGAGAGGAUCCCCAAAACAAACUGAUCAAAGAGUCCCCUAAGCUUAGGCUAACUUACCCAAACACUUUUGUCGCUUAGGAUCGAGGUCCUAAGAUUUCUGGCCUCCCGUAGAGGAUCUCCACAAGGGUUUCAUGGUUCAUUCUGAGAUUAGCGAGGCGUUUUGGUGAUAUUAGAGGCUUGAUAUUCGGAACACGCCCGAUGGAUUACCCAGGCAUUAGAUGGAAUAUGGAUACUAUAUACAUUUCAUUUUUAUGUUAUUUACUCAACGCGUGUGCUUCAUAUUAAAACAAAUUUCUCUUCAAAUUUAUCCCGCAUUAUAUAUCAUUUUCUUUUACUACAG